Rubroshorea leprosula is the source of this 4098-nucleotide messenger RNA. The record is from the annotation of a GenBank genome assembly. NCBI's taxonomy places the organism in Eukaryota, Viridiplantae, Streptophyta, Magnoliopsida, Malvales, Dipterocarpaceae.
UGGCCAUCUCUCUCCUUCCUCACCCGGUCACCCCCAUUCCUGAUCUUGAUCUGCGCUUGACAUCGUUGAAUCUCAGGUUUGGCAGUUUGGGUGAGGAGAUUGAGAGAGCAGAAUGCUAGGUUCUGGCAACAAUUUAAGCCGAGGGAAUGCUGCAUUGUCGUCGUCGUCUUCGGAUAUACCUCCCUUGUCUCAGUGUUUGUGUUUGGACCUUAUCACGUUAGGUAGUCAGAAAUAUACGCGCUCUGGAGAAUUAAGGAGGGCUCUUGGUGUCCCGCCUGCAACUACCCAAGAAGACCAUUCUUUUGGAGUUACUCACUUUAAACUCACUGCACCCGUUGCAACGGAGGAGCUUAAGCACUUCAAAGAAAGCGUGCAAGAUACCUCCAGAAAGGCCAAGGAUAGAGUCAGAAAGCUCCGUGAGGCCAUCGAUAAAUUGGAGAAGUAUAGGGAAGCUUUAAGCUCAAAGAAGGGACAAAGAACUGAUAUUUCUCCCACUGAGAGGGCUGGGGGAGUAAACUUAGCAAAGAUUGGAAGCCAGGUUCACAGAAACGAAAAUGACAUUUUGAAUCAGAGACCGGAAGACAGGGCCAAAAAUGUUGGGCUGAACAAACGUGUACGCACAUCAGUUGCAGAUGUCCAGGGAGAUAAUAGGGCUGUUGUAAAUGCAAGGCAGCAGAAGGGGGCAGAAAAGGAUGGUGACACCCUUUCAUCUAUUAAUGGAAGUGCUGUUCGAACUGAAGAAAAAAUCCGAAGAUUGCCUGCUGGAGGUGAAGGAUGGGAUACAAAGAAAAAAAAACGAUCUGCUGGAAUUGUAGGCCAUAGAGUUGCAAAUGGUGAUCAAGAUGUAAAACGAGCCAUGCAACAAAAGAUAAAUCCUGAACCAAAGUUGCGAUCUUGUGAUGUGCUGGGCUUCAGAUCAAAGUCCUCCCCUGGAGUUAGUGGAAUCCACAAGCUGGAUGGUUCUUUUGAACCAGCUGGUUCAGAUGCUGGUACAGCACUCAGGAAUGAGCCAGAAAGCAUCCCUCUCCCGAGGGAUCGGACAACUGUUUUGGAGCAAAGGGUUGUAGCAAAAGGAAGCAAUAAGGCAAGUCUGCUGGAUGAUAACCUAGCAAACUCUCCAAAUAGAAUGUUAAAAGCAAAAGUUUCUAGGGCUCCAAGAACUAGUUCCAUCAUGGUUUUAGACUCUUCUUCUAAUUCUAAAAUUCACCAAUCUUCCGGAGCUUUUCCUAGUUGGGAACAGCCUGCUAGUGUGAAUAAAAUCCCAGCUUUAGCUGUUGGGAAUAAUAAAAAAUAUGCAAUGCCUAUUGGUUCAUCUUCACAUGCCAUGGCCCAGUGGGUUGGUCAGAGGCCAAAUAAAAACUCACGCACAAAAAGGGCAAAUUUAGUGUCUCCUGUCUCAAACCUUGCUGAACCUCAAAUUUCAUCUCAAAGUUUUGCAACACCUGAUUUUAGUGCAAGAACAUCUUUUGGGGUUGGUGGAUCAGUGUUUGCCAGCAGUGUUGAUAAUGUUAACCUGAAAGUUAAGAAGGAACCUGAUACCGUUUCAUCUCCGUUUGGGUUAUCUGAAAGUGAAGAAUCAGGAGCUGGAGAUAACAAAUUGAAGGACAAAGCAAUAGAAAGUGGUGAGGUAGCUGUAUCUAUGGCUGGGGUUUUGCUUACAAGGAAGAAUAAGAUAUCUACUGGUGAAAUUGGUGAUGGAGCCAAUAGAUCAGGAAGGUUUGGAAGCAGUGCACCCUUGACAAGACCAGCUCAUCCAAUCAGGGAGAAAUCUGAGAAUCUACAGGCAACGAAGCCAAUUCAGACUGCAAGAUCUUCUUCUGAUAAACAUAAGAGUAAAACGGGUCGUCCACCUUCCAAAAAGAUGAGAGAUUGCAAGGCCUCAACCCGUGUUGGAUCAUCUCUAAAUGCUGUUUCUUCAGAUUUAACAGGUGAAUCAGAUGAUGAUCAGAAGGAGCUAUUUACUGCUGCCAGUUCUGCUCAUAAUGCUAGCAGUCUUGCUUGUUCUGGUUCAUUCUGGAAGAAAAUGGAAUUGAUUUUUGCCAAUAUCAGCUUGGAGGAUGCAUCUCGCCUGAAGCAACAGCUGAGUUCAGCAGAGGAUCGUGAUGAGAGUUUGUCCCAGAUAUUUGGGGCUGAAUGUAAUGUUUUGGGUGUUUUAACGCAGAAGGAAACUCCUAACUGUUAUGGUGAAGGAUCAGCAAAAGCUAAUUCUGAAGGAAGGGUUGACAUCAAGAAGUUGGACAAGGUUACUCCACUAUAUCAAAGAGUUCUUUCUGCUUUGAUUGAAGAAGAUGAAAAUGAUGAAUUUUACCAUCAUUUUGAAGGGAAGAGCAUGUCUUUACACUAUGCAAGUGAUGAUUCACAUUGUGGUUCAUGUAACCAGCUAGACAUUGAACCCAAAGAUAGGGACAAAAUGGAAUCAGAAGUUGAGUCAAAUGCAGAUUUUCAGUCUCAGAAGAGCUCUUUUUUAGAUGGACUCUCUUGCAAUAUCAGUGUUGCCUCUAACACAUUCAGGAAUUCUAGCAUGUCUAACUCAUUGCAUAGUAGUGAACAGUGGUUAGGAGAUGACGGUUUUUCACAUUCAGAUGUGGGGCCCAUCAGUGAAAUAUGUUCACAUGAUCCUGCUCAUCCACAAUCUAAGGAAACAAAUGUGUUCAGUGUUUCUUCCUCUGACAUCCAAUAUCAGUUUAUGAGUCUGGAUGAGAAGAUUUUGCUGGAGUUACACGGCAUUGGUCUAUAUCCAGAGACAUUGCCUGAUUUAGCAGAAGGGGAGGAAGCAAUAAACCAAAAGGUUAUGGAACUUAAUGAACAACUUUACCAACAGGUUCAGAUGAAGAAAAGAAAGCUGGGGAAAGUUGAUAAAGCCAUUCAGAACAACAGAGAUGUGGAAAGGAGGAAUGUUGAGCAUGUUGCAAUGGACCAAUUAAUUCAGAUUGCUUACAGAAAACGUGUGCCAUGUCGUGGUGGUAAUUCAUCAAAGAGUGCAGUUCGUAAGGUUCCAAAACAAGUUGCAUUGGCUUUUAUCAAUCGAACUCUUGCUAGAUGCCGGAAAUUUGAAGAGGCAGGCAUUAGUUGUUUUAGUGAUCCUGUACUACAAGAUGUUAUGUUUGCUGCACCUCCUUGCAGCAAUGAUGCAAAAUCUACGGACUGUGUUGGCUCAGGAACUGCUAGUAAUACAUUUAAUGAAACUUCUAACCAACAAACAGAAGCCAGGGCAUCAGGUGCUGUUUCUAGUACUUUUGAGCGAUAUGACUCAUCAGAUGCUCUUCCAUCUGUCCACUCAUCUGAACACGGUGUUUCUAGACAUGGAUUUAUGUUGAAGAGGAAGAGGGAAGUGCUGAUCGAUGAUGUUGUAGGUAGUGCUUCAUCGAGGAUAACAUCGUCUCUUGAAGGCCAUGUUAACGUCGGAAUUAGGGGGAAGAGGAGUGAGAGAGAGAGGGAUCAAAGCAGAGAAAACUUGAGAAAUGGUUCUGUAUCAGGAGCUGGUGCAUCAUUGGACAGCUUCAAGAGUGAACGGAAGGCAAAAACAAAGCCUAAGCAAAAGAACAGCAAUCUAUCAACUUCAGGGAAUGGAGUGCAACCGGGUUAUCCAGAUGCUGGCGGAUCUAGUCAGCAGUCAAUGGCUAAUGCUAGCAACAAGUCAGGUGAAGUGAGGUCAACGUCCAUGAGUAACUUUCCUCGGAAUUCAACCAAAGAUGCUGGUGAACCCAUUGAUUUUUCCAAGUUGAAUGAACUAGAUGUAGCUGAAGAACUGGGCGGGAACCAAGACCAAGACCUGGGUUCCUGGUUGAAUGAAUUAGAUGGCUUACAAGACAUUGAUGAUGCCAUGGGUCUAGAGAUACCAAUGGAUGACCUCUCUGAUCUGAAAUUUGCAUUCUGAUUCAUUCCCCUUACUACAAAUGUAACAGGAACUGUAAUUAUAAUUUUCAUUUCUUCCCUCCAAUUAUCUUUAUAACUAGAACAAUUUCCAUUGUUAAAUAGGCAGAAAGUUCAUGCCAAAAUUUUCUAUGAAGCAUUGCCAGUUCCAUUGAUUAGUAUGAAUUGUAGGUAUUAUUUUUAUGAAUUUAUUAAAAUAACCCCUAAUAAAAUUCUUAUGUUAUU